AUGGCUAACCCAGAACCUAUCCACGACGAGGCCAAGGUCGCGGAGCAGGCUCCCUCCAUUGCGCCACUGGGACUGGAGCCCACCACAGACAAGUCGCUCGGCAGCAACGCUGCGGUCUCGUCGGCCCUGCCUGAGACCAACAUCAUCCGCAAGAAGCUGAGCGGCUACGUGGGUUUCGCCAACCUGCCCAACCAGUGGCACCGAAAGUCUAUCAAGAAAGGCUUCAACCUCAACGUGCUCAUUGUUGGCGAGUCCGGUCUCGGCAAGUCCACGCUGGUGAGCACGCUCUUCAACAACGACCUGUAUCCCCCCAAACCGCGCAAGGACCCUGCCGCGGAGCCUCCCAAGACUGUGGAGAUCCAGUCGGUGACCAAGGACAUUGAGGAGAACGACGUGCGCCUGCACCUGACCGUGAUCGACACGCCCGGCUUCGGCGACUUUGUCAACAACAGUGACUCGUGGAAGACGAUUGUGGACUACAUUGACAAGCGGUUCGACAACUACCUGGACGCCGAGAACCGGGUGAACCGAACGUCCAUCAACGACACGCGGAUCCACGCCUGCGUCUACUUUAUCCAGCCCACGGGCCACUCGCUCAAGCCCCUGGACAUCACCGUGAUGAAGAAGCUGCACAAGAAGGUGAACCUGAUCCCUGUGAUUGCCAAGUCGGACACGCUGACCGACGAGGAGAUUGAGAACUUCAAGCGGCGGAUUCUGGCCGACAUCCGGCACCAGGAGAUUGACAUCUUUGCUCCUCCGCAGUACGAGAACGACGACGCCGAGUCCGUCACCGAGACGCACGAGAUCAUGUCCAAGGUGCCCUUUGCCAUUGUGGGCUCCACCCAGCAGGUGCAGACCGCCGACGGCCGAACCGUGCGGGGCCGGUCCUACCCCUGGGGAGUGAUUGAGGUGGACAACGAGGAGCACUGCGACUUUGUCAAGCUGCGUCAGCUGCUGGUGCGAAACUACCUCGAGGAGCUGCGGGAGAAGACGGCCCACACACUGUACGAAAACUACCGAACUGAGAAGCUGUCGUCGCUGGGCAUCCAGCAGGACCACUCUGUGUUCCGGGAGGUGAACCCCGCGCUGCGCCAGGAGGAGGAGCGAACACAGCACGACGCCAAGCUGGCCAAGAUGGAGGCCGAGAUGAAGUCUGUGUUCCAGCAAAAGGUUGCCGAGAAGGAGCAGAAGCUGAAGCGGUCUGAGGCCGAGCUGUUUGCCCGACACAAGGAGAUGAAGGACCAGCUGGAGAAGCAGAGGCUGGAGCUGGAGGAGCGCAAGGCGCGGCUCGAGGCCGGUCGAAACACCCAGGACGACCGGAAGCCCAAGAAGGGUUUCCUUCGGUCGUAG
Messenger RNA from Yarrowia lipolytica CLIB122, 1350 nucleotides. RefSeq lists its product as uncharacterized. Gene Ontology annotation, biological process: cytoskeleton-dependent cytokinesis; intracellular protein localization. NCBI's taxonomy places the organism in Eukaryota, Fungi, Ascomycota, Dipodascomycetes, Dipodascales. The record is from RefSeq and is a predicted model, not a curated record. Gene Ontology annotation, cellular component: septin complex; cytosol; microtubule cytoskeleton. Gene Ontology annotation, molecular function: GTP binding; molecular adaptor activity; GTPase activity.